AUGGAGUUUUUGAGCAUGAUUGAGGACUGUGGUUUAACUGAUCUUGGUUACUAUGGUCCCAGAUACACCUGGUCAAAUGGCAGAGGUCCCUGUUCUAUUGUGUGGAAAAGGCUGGAUAGAGGUUUAGUCAAUGACAACUGGUUGGCCACCUUCUCUGCAACCACAAUCUCCCACCUGGAUUCUACAGGAUCUGAUCACUCUCCACUUCUCAUGGAUAUGAAUGUAAGGCCUGAUUCUACCAAGAAAUACUUCAAAUUCCUCAACUGUUGGACUGAGAAUGCAGCCUUCAUGCCUUUGGAAAAGCUCAGGAAAGCUGAGGAAGCAUGGGCUCAAUCUAACAGUGAAGAGGACAGGACUACCCUACAUGAAAUCAAUGCCCAGUACAUAAAACAUUUGAAGAUUGAGGAGUCUGUUCUCAAACAAAAAACACAGCUCCAAUGGUUCAAGGAUGGGGAUGCUAAUUCUAGGUAUUUCCACAGCUUGAUCAGACGGAGGAGGAGGAAGCUAUUCAUUCAUAAAAUCAAGGAUGAGGAGGGUCAGUGGUUACAAGGUGAUGAAACCAUUGGACAGGCUGCCUGUGAACAUUUUGAAGCCUUAUUCACUGAUCCAGGGGGAACUAUCAGAGAAGACUUACUAUCCUGCAUCUCUGCAAUGGUUACUCCAGAGGAUAAUGAGAUGCUUGCCAAAAUGCCUACAAUGGAGGAGCUCAAACAAGUGGUGUUUUCUAUGAACCCCAAUAGUGCAGCAGGUCCUGAUGGCCUUAAUGGCAAAUUUUUCCAAAAAUGCUGGGAAGUCAUUCAACAUGAUCUGCUUAAGGUUGUCCUUGCCUUCUUCUGUGGAAGCUCAAUGCCAAGGCACAUGACUCAAAAUUGCCCCAAUACUCCCCAGAAUCAUCUCAGCAAACCAUCUGGUUUUGUCAAAGGAAGAAGCAUAUCUGAGAACAUCAUGCUAGCUCAAGAAAUUGUACAGGGCAUUAAGAAACCAAACAUUGGUGCAAAUGUGGUUAUCAAGUUGUAUAUGGCUAAGGCAUAUGAUAGAGUGUCAUGGGCCUUUACUUGCAUCAUGAUGAGGAGGAUGGGAUUCAGUGAGUUCCUCAUUGAUAUGGUGUGGAGGACCCUGUCCAACAACUGGCUCACUCAUGACCAAUUUUUUAAUGGGUUCUAUAUGGAGAAAAGGGGUCCUCAGGUUAAUCACCUCAGUUUUGCUGAUGAUGUGAUCAUUUUCACAUCUAGAACCAGAUCUUCCCUGAAGAAAAUUAUGCAGAUUCUUGGGGAUUAUGAAGCCACAUCAGGGCAGUUAAUCAAUAAGACCAAAAGUCAUUUUAUGGUCUCACCUUGCGCAUUCCAAUACACUGUCAGGAGAAUUCAUCAAAUUACAGGGUUCUCAAGGAAAGAGUCUCCUUUAACCUACUUAGGGUGCCCCUUAUACAUUGGAAGAAGAGAAUCAUUCACUUCAACUGCAUCAGCUCUAAAGUGUCCUUACCAAUUCACCUCCUUUCCUGUCUCCCCUCCCAAAACUGUCCUUAAGCAAAUUGAAAGACUCACAGCUAACUUCUUCUGGGGCAUGGACAAAGAUAGAAAUAGAUACCACUGGGCUUCAUGGCAAAAAUUAUCCAAUACUCAGGAGGAAGGUGGAAUUGGACUCAGAUCAGUAGAGGAUGUCUGCAAAGCAAUGGAGUUCAAACAAUGGUGGACCUUCAGAACCAAACAGUCCCUAUGGUGCAGUUUCCUCCUUGCUAAAUACUGUCAGAGGUCACACCCAGUCUCCAAAAAAUGGGCUUCAGGCCAAUCUCAAGCAUGGAAAAAGAUGAUGACCAAUAAAAAAGAAGCUGAAAUCCAUAUCCAAUGGAGAUUACAUUCUGGUAAUGUCAGCUUUUGGUGGGAUAACUGGCUAGGAUCUGCAAACCUAGCUAGCUUCAGGGAAGGCACAGGUCAAUGGGAUAUUCAGAAGCUCAAUGCCAUAGCCGCCACUGCAAUGAUCCCUCAAAUUCUAAAUACCCCCAUUCAUUACAACCCUCAGUGUUUGGAUGUACCUAUAUGGAAGCCUAACACAUCUGGGAAAUUCACAUGUGCAUCUGCCUGGGAAGUUGUUAGAAAGAAGCAUCAGGUUCUACUCACCGACAAAUGUAUCUGGCACAAGAGAAUCCCAUUCAAGUGGUCAUUUGGACAAUGGAGAGCACUAAGGAACAAGCUCCCCACUGAUGACAGAGUUGCUAGAUUUGGUCCUCCAACUGUCAACAAAUGUGUUUGUUGUCGCCAACCUGCAUCAGAAACUGUUAAUCAUAUUUUCAGCAAUGGGAAUUUUGCUAGGGCUGUCUGGAAGCAUUAUGCAGCUCCAGUUGGUAUUCUCAACCCCAUGAACCUAAGCCAAAUCAUUGUGAAAUGGUGGAUGCAAACCACUGUUCAACAAGUUGUAUGGAACAAACCUGACCAAGGAUUUGUGAAGAUCAACAGUGAUGGUAGUGCCUUGUCAAAUCCUGGGAAAAUUGGUGCUGGUGCAAUCAUUAGAGGCAACAGGGGAGAGUUCAUCCAUGCAAUCACAACACCCUUAGGCACAGGAAGAAACAAUCUGGCUGAAAUUGAGGCUGCUUACCUGGGUAUUCAAUGGUGCAUUUCUAAUGGAUUCACUAAGCUCCAGUUAGAAUCUGAUUCAGCCCUUCUGAUUCAUUGGUUAAAAGAGGAAACAACACCACCCUGGACCCUGAUCAUGCAUAUCCAAAAAAUCAAGCAGGCCUGCAGACAAUUUGAAGUCAUCACCUUCAGUCACACCUAUAGGGAGGCCAAUUGCCCUGCUGAUUCACUGUCCAAACUCAGCCAUGAACUGGAAGCCCUUACUCAUUGCAACAGCAUCUCUGAAAUGCCCAGUCACAUCAGGGGACAAAUCUACAUGGACCAAAUUGGCACCCCUGCCUUCAGACACAAGGUCAUUGCCAAAAUCCAAAUCCCAACACAACUAGCGUCUACCUCUUCCCAUGGUUAUGGUUAA
Molecule: messenger RNA, 2985 nt
Organism: Nicotiana attenuata
Lineage: Eukaryota; Viridiplantae; Streptophyta; Magnoliopsida; Solanales; Solanaceae
Exons: 7
Coding region: 1-2985 (994 amino acids)
Molecular function (GO): RNA-DNA hybrid ribonuclease activity; nucleic acid binding
Source: RefSeq, a predicted model, not a curated record